Molecule: messenger RNA, 733 nt
Organism: Alligator sinensis (Chinese alligator)
Lineage: Eukaryota; Metazoa; Chordata; Crocodylia; Alligatoridae
Gene: SKA2
Product: spindle and kinetochore associated complex subunit 2
Exons: 7
Coding region: 1-699 (232 amino acids)
Biological process (GO): cell division; chromosome segregation; mitotic cell cycle
Cellular component (GO): spindle microtubule; outer kinetochore
Molecular function (GO): microtubule binding
Source: RefSeq, a predicted model, not a curated record
AUGGCAGCUCAUACUGUGACGGACACAAUGAAGCAAAUGAGUUUUUUCCAGAAGGCAGAAUCUGACCUGGAUUAUAUUCAACACAAGCUGGAGUUUGAAAUAAUGAAAAACCUUCCUGAGGAUCCGGCAGCAGAGGAAAAUCCAGUGACUCUCUUAGAGGAACUCUCAGUGGUAAAGUCACAUUACAAAAUGUUGUGUGUGCAGCUGGACAAAAUUUCCAGAGAGCAAAUAGAGUCCAUGAAUUGUAUCCGUGCUGCUCUAGAAAACACUAUGAAGAUGGUGCAGGCACUACAACAACACACACAUCUCGAGCUUUUACCUUUGUCGGAAGAAGAACAGAGUGCAGCACAACAGUUAACAUGCCAAAUUGUUAAAGAAACAGAUUCACCAGUGGAAGAGCCUAUUUGUUCAGUGUCAACAGUUCCUAACCCCAGUGAAGAAUCACAGUUCAAACCACUGACUGAAGAAAUGCUUAUGGCUAUACCAAGGAGUAUUAGAAGUACUGUUAAAUUAGCAGACCUGAAUAGCUUUUACAGGGAACUAUAUAACCACUUUGUUGUACAUAAGAACAGAGCAGCGUUGAGUGUUGCACAGAUGAACAAGAUGAAUAUGAAAGCCACUGAUUCAAGGGUAAAAACACUGAAAGAACUUUCAGUUGUGGAGAUUGACAAACAAGGAAAUGCCAAGUUAAUUGUUUAAGCCUCAAUCAUUUUGUUCUCGUAUUAAUGCACAA